Cinclus cinclus is the source of this 2844-nucleotide messenger RNA. It is a transcript of the gene MUSK, whose product is annotated as muscle associated receptor tyrosine kinase. Gene Ontology annotation, cellular component: signaling receptor complex. NCBI's taxonomy places the organism in Eukaryota, Metazoa, Chordata, Aves, Passeriformes, Cinclidae. The transcript has 17 exons. The record is from RefSeq and is a predicted model, not a curated record. The coding region runs from base 1 to 2844 and encodes 947 amino acids. Gene Ontology annotation, molecular function: ATP binding; protein binding; transmembrane receptor protein tyrosine kinase activity. Gene Ontology annotation, biological process: cell surface receptor protein tyrosine kinase signaling pathway; multicellular organism development; protein phosphorylation.
AUGAAUGACCUGCUGAAGGUGUCCCUGGUACACGUCCUCACCCUGGCAGCCCUUAGCUUGGCUGAGACACCUCUGAAAGCUCCUUUGAUCAGCACUCCUCUGGAAACAGUGGAUGCCCUGGUAGAAGAUGUUGCCAAGUUUGUCUGUGUAGUGGAGUCAUAUCCUGAGCCGGAGAUUACAUGGACACGCAACAGCAUUCCCAUCAGGCUGUUUGACACACGUUACAGCAUCCAGAGGAAUGGGCAGCUCCUGACCAUCCUGAGUGUGGAGGACAGUGAUGAUGGGGUGUACUGCUGCACAGCAGAUAAUGGUGUUGGAGCAGCUGCGCAGAGCUGUGGGGCUCUCCAGGUGAAAAUGCGACCCAAAAUAACCCGUCCACCUAUAAAUGUGGAAAUAAUAGAAGGGUUAAAGGCUGUUCUUCCAUGCACUACAAUGGGAAAUCCAAAGCCUUCUGUUUCAUGGGUCAAAGGAGAAACAGUUGUAAAGGAGAAUGCUCGCAUUGCUGUCCUCGAUUCUGGGAAUUUAAGGAUACACAAUGUUCAAAGAGAAGAUGCAGGAGAGUAUCGUUGUGUAGCCAAGAACAGUUUGGGCACAGCCUAUUCGAAACCUGCAACUGUGGUGGUGGAAGUGUUUGCCAGAAUCCUGAAGGCUCCUGAAUCCCAAAACAUCACCUUUGGGUCUGUGGUGACAUUGCGGUGCACAGCGACCGGUCUUCCAGUCCCUACUGUCACCUGGCUGGAAAAUGGGAAAGCUGUUUCUGCGGGAUCCAUAGCAGAAAGUGUCAAGGACAGGGUGGUUGAUUCCAGACUGCAGGUAUAUGUCACCCGACCUGGCCUGUUCACUUGUCUUGCCACAAACAAGCACAGCAAAACUUUUGGAGCCGCAAAAGCAGCAGCAACCAUCAGCAUUUCAGAAUGGAGCAAGCUGUACAAGGGUGACACAGGCUACUGCAGCACAUACAGAGGUGAGGUGUGUAGUGCUAUCUUGGCGAAGAAUGCUCUUGUUUUCUUCAACUCCUCGUAUACUGACCCAGAGGAGACCCAAGAGCUGCUUGUGCACACUGCCUGGACUGAACUGAAAAUGGUGAGUUCAUUCUGCCAACCGGCUGCUGAGUCUCUGCUGUGUAACUACAUCUUCCAGGAGUGCAAUCCCUCGGGAGCUGGGCCAGCUCCAAAGCCAGUGUGCAGAGAGAAUUGCCUUGCUGUAAAGGAUCUCUACUGCUUUAAGGAAUGGCUCUCAAUGGAGGAGAAUUCUCAGAAGGGGAUUUACAAGCCAGGGCUGAUGCUGCUCACUCUACCUGAAUGCAACAGGUUGCCAAGCCUGCACCAGAAUCCCAGCUCCUGCACCCACAUCCCUUUCUUUGAUUUUAAGGAGGCGAACAUAACCAGGACUUGCUACAGUGGCAAUGGCCAGUUUUACCAGGGCACUGCCAAUGUCACAUCAUCUGGCAUUCCCUGCCAGAAGUGGAGUGAUCAGGCUCCCCAUUUGCACAGGAGGACUCCUCAGGUUUUCCCUGAGCUGUUUGAUGCUGAGAAUUACUGCCGCAAUCCAGGAGGUGAGAAUGAGCGACCCUGGUGCUACACAAAGGAUCCAGCUGUGACCUGGGAAUACUGCAGCGUGUCUCCUUGUGGAGAGGCAUUGUUAUCACUGGGAACAAGAAAACCAAAUGGAGAGACUCUAAAUCUUCCCCCUCCUCCUCCAUUUUCCCCUACAUACUCCAUGACCGUUAUCAUCUCAAUCAUCUCCAGCUUUGCUCUGGUCGUGAUCUUUGGCAUUAUCACCCUGGUUUGCUGCCGUCGUCGAAAACUGUGGAAAAACAAAAAAAGAGAGUCAGAGACACCAACUCUUACCACUCUGCCCUCUGAACUGCUCCUGGACAGGCUGCACCCCAACCCAAUGUACCAGCGCAUGCCUCUUCUCCUCAAUCCAAAACUGCUGAGCCUGGAGUAUCCCAGGAACAAUAUUGAAUAUGUGAGAGAUAUUGGAGAGGGAGCAUUUGGGAGAGUCUUCCAAGCCAGGGCCCCAGGGCUGCUGCCAUAUGAACCUUUCACCAUGGUAGCAGUAAAAAUGCUGAAGGAGGAAGCAUCUGCAGACAUGCAGGCUGACUUUCAGAGGGAAGCAGCUCUCAUGGCAGAGUUUGACAACCCGAAUAUUGUCAAGCUUUUAGGCGUGUGUGCAGUUGGGAAGCCGAUGUGCCUGCUGUUCGAGUACAUGGCCUAUGGGGAUCUGAACGAGUACCUGCGUGACCGCUCGCCCCGCAACCUCUGCAGCCUGGCACAGGGCAGUCUGGACACAAGGCUUCGCCUCCCGAACCCCCUGGCGCUGUGCUGCACCAGCCAGCUCUGCAUUGCCAAGCAGGUUGCUGCUGGUAUGGCAUACCUCUCCGAGCGCAAGUUUGUCCACCGGGAUUUGGCCACCAGGAACUGCCUGGUGGGGGAGAACAUGGUGGUCAAAAUUGCUGAUUUUGGUCUCUCGCGGAACAUGUAUUCAGCUGACUAUUACAAGGCGAAUGAGAACGAUGCCAUCCCCAUCCGCUGGAUGCCCCCUGAGUCCAUUUUCUACAACCGCUACACCACAGAGUCUGAUGUGUGGGCCUACGGAGUGGUGCUGUGGGAGAUCUUCUCCUAUGGCAUGCAGCCCUACUAUGGGAUGGCUCAUGAGGAGGUCAUCUACUAUGUGAGGGAUGGGAAUGUCCUCUCCUGCCCAGACAACUGUCCCCUGGAGCUCUACAACCUGAUGCGUCUCUGCUGGAGCAAGCUGCCUGCUGACCGGCCAGGCUUUGCCAGCAUCCACCGCAUCUUGGAGCGCAUGUACGAGAGGGCUGUGGCCAACAUGUCUGUCUGA